Molecule: messenger RNA, 483 nt
Organism: Peronospora farinosa
Lineage: Eukaryota; Oomycota; Peronosporomycetes; Peronosporales; Peronosporaceae
Source: the annotation of a GenBank genome assembly
AUGUUCAGCAGCAACAAGAUCAUCGCCGUGUGCAUCGCCGUCGUGGUGUUAUCCAGUGGCAUACACGCUGAGAAGGAAGUCGCCGAGACGUUUGGCCGUUAUCACAACCAUGGCUUGGGUGUGGGUGUUGGCGUCGGUGUCGGAUAUGGUGCGCCGAGUUAUGUCGGCUACGGCUACCCCGGUGUCGGCGGUGGAGUCGGCGUAGGUGUCAACGGCGGUGUCGGAUAUGGUGCGCCGAGUUAUGUCGGCUACGGCUACCCCGGUGUCGGCGGUGGAGUCGGCGUAGGUGUCAACGGCGGUGUCGGAUAUGGUGCGCCGAGUUAUGUCGGCUACGGCUACCCUGCGGGUACGUCAACUGGCGGUACAGCAGGUGCGUCGACUGGUGGUGCAGCGGCUGCGUCGGCAAGCGCCACAGCAAGUGCCUCUGCGAACGCUGGGGCUGGAAAUGGAGCCACGUACCGCAAGCUUCGCUCGGCGGCGUAA